UACACGGCGGUUUGUGGCGCGCCGCUGUUGUUGACUUGCUGAGACAGGAGACUGCGGAGGACCGAAGAGACCAGAGUUCUCGACUCGGGAGCUAUAUAAGGUUGUUACAUUGGCCCGAUGAGCGAGAGUUGACACUGCAGAUCAACACCAUGAAGACCAUAGUAAUCCUGAUCGCCCUUGCCGCCGUUGCAUACGGUUCGGACUACAACUCGCAGAAAAACUACAAUAAUGGCCAGGGAAGAUACCAGGCGGUCACGCUGCCGGGUAGAGUUCAGCAUCGCCCAGUCACUAUUCCUGGACGUCGUCCCGUCAACCCACCGGGAUAUAAUGGACAAGGCGCAAAUUACAAUAACAAUGGCUUCAACAAUGGCAAUGGCUACAACCGUCCCGCAGGCGGACUUGCAAAGCCUCUGAUCCCUGGACGAAAUGUUAACGACUACCAGCGACCAGCCGGCGGACACGCCAAACCAUUGGUCCCGGGCUACAACCAGCAGCAGGGCUACAAUCAACAGCAGGGCUACGACCAACAGCGCGUCAACGGCGGACGUGGAUCCUAUUAGUCAAAUUGGAAACCACGCAAACUGUGAUUUGUCCAAAAUGUUCUCAGACCAGCACAAAAGUACUUAAUUAAAAAGGAGUGUUUCAAAAACAAUUUUUUCAAAUUAUAUUAAGAAGCGUUUAUAAAUGAAAUUAUAUGUAUUUUGAAAUAAAGAUUGCUUAUUUUUAAAUUCAGCA
This is a messenger RNA of Neocloeon triangulifer, 735 nucleotides long. RefSeq lists its product as uncharacterized. The transcript is spliced from 4 exons. The record is from RefSeq and is a predicted model, not a curated record. NCBI's taxonomy places the organism in Eukaryota, Metazoa, Arthropoda, Insecta, Ephemeroptera, Baetidae. The coding region runs from base 150 to 560 and encodes 136 amino acids.